Molecule: messenger RNA, 2265 nt
Organism: Panicum virgatum (switchgrass)
Lineage: Eukaryota; Viridiplantae; Streptophyta; Magnoliopsida; Poales; Poaceae
Product: actin-interacting protein 1-2-like
Exons: 6
Coding region: 59-1891 (610 amino acids)
Biological process (GO): positive regulation of actin filament depolymerization; actin filament depolymerization
Cellular component (GO): cortical actin cytoskeleton
Molecular function (GO): actin filament binding
Source: RefSeq, a predicted model, not a curated record
GCUACCCUUUCCCUCUCGCGACCUCAGAUCACGCGAAGAAAAAGGGGAAGGGAAAAAAAUGGCGCAGCUGGUGGAGACGUACGCGUGCUCGCCGGCGACGGAGCGCGGCCGUGGGAUCCUCCUGGCCGGGGACCCGAAGACGGACACGAUCGCCUACUGCACCGGCCGCAGCGUCAUCAUCCGCCGCCUCGAUGCGCCCCUCGACGCCUGGGCCUACCAGGACCACGCCUACCCCACCACCGUCGCCCGCUUCUCCCCCAACGGCGAGUGGGUCGCCUCCGCCGACGCCUCCGGCUGCGUCCGCGUCUGGGGCCGCUACGGCGACCGCGCGCUCAAGGCCGAGUUCCGCCCCCUCUCGGGACGCGUCGACGACCUCCGCUGGUCCCCCGAUGGCCUCCGCAUCGUCGUCUCCGGGGACGGCAAGGGCAAGUCCUUCGUCCGGGCAUUCGUGUGGGACUCUGGCAGCACAGUUGGUGAGUUUGACGGGCACUCAAAGAGGGUCCUGAGCUGUGACUUUAAACCAACACGGCCAUUUCGCAUUGUUACAUGUGGUGAAGAUUUUCUGGCUAACUUUUACGAAGGACCACCGUUCAAAUUCAAGCAUUCCAUAAGGGAUCACUCGAACUUUGUUAACUGUAUCCGGUAUUCUCCUGACGGAAGUAAGUUUAUCACUGUGAGUUCUGAUAAGAAGGGUUUGAUAUAUGAUGGCAAAACUGGAGAAAAGAUUGGGGAGCUUUCCACUGAAGGCGGUCACACAGGGAGCAUAUAUGCUGUUAGCUGGAGUCCUGACAGUAAACAAGUUCUAACUGUUUCUGCUGAUAAGACUGCGAAAGUAUGGGAUAUCAUGGAAGCUGCAAGUGGGAAAUUUAAUAGAACUUUGACUUGUCCUGGUACAGGAGGUGUGGAUGACAUGCUUGUAGGCUGCCUCUGGCAGAAUGACCAUCUCGUGACAGUCUCUCUUGGUGGGACAUUUAAUGUGUUCUCUGCAAGCAAUCCAGACAAAGAACCAGUUACGUUUGCAGGACAUUUGAAGACUAUUAGUUCUUUGGUUUUGUUCCCUCAAAGUAGCCCAAGAACUAUAUUGUCUACAAGUUAUGAUGGGGUCAUCAUGAGAUGGAUACAGGGUGUUGGAUAUGGUGGCAGAUUGAUGCGCAAGAACAAUACCCAGAUCAAAUGCUUUGCUGCAGUAGAAGAAGAGCUUGUUACCUCAGGGUAUGAUAACAAGGUGUUCAGAAUUCCUCUCAAUGGAGACCAGUGUGGAGAUGCUGAGUCAGUUGAUGUAGGAGGUCAGCCAAAUGCUUUGAACCUUGCAAUUCAGAAACCUGAAUUUGCCCUGAUUACCACAGAUUCUGGGAUUGUACUGCUGCACAACUCCAAAGUUAUUUCUACAACAAAAGUCAAUUAUACUAUCACUUCUUCUUCUGUUUCUCCUGAUGGCACUGAAGCUGUUGUUGGUGCACAAGAUGGGAAACUGCGCAUAUAUUCCAUCAAUGGGGACACAGUUACAGAAGAAGCCGUGCUUGAGAAGCACCGAGGUGCUAUUACUUCCAUACAUUAUUCACCAGAUGUUUCUAUGUUUGCUUCUGCUGAUGUCAACAGGGAAGCUGUUGUGUGGGAUCGGUCAAGUAAAGAGAUCAAGCUGAAGAACAUGCUGUACCACACAGCUCGGAUCAACACCGUGGCCUGGUCACCUGACAGCCGUUUGGUUGCCACUGGCUCGCUGGACACCUGCGCGAUUGUCUAUGAGAUAGACAAGCCAGCAGCCAGUCGCAUCACCAUCAAGGGAGCACAUCUUGGUGGAGUUCAUGGUUUAACCUUUGUCGACAAUGAUACUCUGGUGACUGCCGGUGAGGAUGCUUGCAUUCGUGUCUGGAAGGUGGUGCAGCAAUAGGUUACUCUCCAGUCUUCACUAUGGUGUGCAUUGAGCGUGUCUUCCCUAUUGAUUGGAAUAAAUGUUUUUUUUUGUUUACCUUGUUGGUAUGAUGCUUGUUACUCACAGGCCAUAGCAUCAUGCUGCCUUCUUUGCAUCCAGAGUUUUAAGUUUGCUGUACAAUUCGUUUUGAGUUGUAUUCUUCCCCUGGUUUUUCGGGAAAGGUGUUUUUUGUAAUUGUAUCCCUACAUCUGAUUUUGUUAGAUACUGAGAAUAUAGGGAUACUUAUUGUUGUUGCAUUCCCCCCUGUCAUUGGACUAGUUGUUAAUAACUGACUUAUGUGGUGCUGGAGCUUUCAUGAAUCAUGAAUGGCUGGAUGGUUGUGCUUUCGGCAA